CGACCGACAUCGCGAUAUAAUUAUGGCCGGUGCUCAUGGAGUCGAAUGUGCUGAAGUCCAUCCCAGGGCGUUUGCAAAGACGUGUCAUGCCAGCAUCCUUUCAACGAAUUGUACAACUCUUCAAUCUGUACCUAGGUAAACCUAGCUAUGCCUAUCUUACCCUCAUCGGGGUUAGAGUCUAGCGCCGAUGGCUGCCAGCUAGAAGCGGCCGCAAGACGGUCUUUUCCUAAAAGCCGGAGCUGCUGUGCCAGGAGAUAAAAGAAAAGAUCGAUCGCAACUACAAGUACAUGGUGAUAUUGUAUAAGAAACUCUUUCGGGACCGCUCCGACUUAUCCUAUCUGCGCGUUCCGCAAAGUCUGACACCAAGCACAGACACUCGGCCAUUUACGCAAGGGAGAUUUCAAGAUGGAAUAUCAAUACCUUGGAAAGUCGGGACUCAAGGUCUCCAAGGUCAUCCUUGGAGCUAUGUCCUAUGGGAGUCCAGAAUGGCAGGGAUGGGUUCUUAAUGAACAAGAAGCCCUUCCACUCUUGGAGUACGCAUACAAGGUCGGUAUCCGAACCUGGGAUACGGCCGACGUCUACAGUCAUGGUCAAUCCGAGCAAAUCAUCGGUAAAGCUAUCAAGAAGUACAACAUCCCAAGAGAACGACUUGUGAUACUUAGCAAAUGCUACUUCGGCGUAACUCCAGACACUCCCGGCAAUCAAAUUGGCGCCAGCUCGGUCAAUGACGGCGAUAUGCUCAAUCAAACUGGUCUUAGUCGAAAACAUAUCAUCGAUGCUGUCGAGAAGAGCGUUGCUAGGUUGGGUACCUACAUUGAUGUCCUCCAGAUCCACCGUCUUGACCGCAACACGCCACGAGAGGAGAUUAUGAGAGCACUGAACGAUGUCAUUGAGUCCGGGAGGGUUCGCUAUAUCGGCGCCUCAAGCAUGGCUGCCUGGGAAUUCCAGGAGCUUCAGCAUGUCGCCGAAAAGCAUGGGUGGCACAAAUUCAUCUCCAUGCAGAACUAUUACAAUUUGCUGUACCGCGAAGAGGAAAACGAGAUGAUUCCAUAUUGCAAUCAUACCGGUGUUGGAUUGAUUCCAUGGUCUCCAGUGGCACGUGGAGCUCUGACUCGUCCUUGGAAUAGCCGAGACAGUCUACGAGAGAAGACGGACAACUACUUGAAGGUGCUGGUUCGGUCGAGAGAUGACAAAGUGGAUGAAGAGAUCAUUGGGCGUGUAGAGAAGGUUGCUCAGAGAUUGGGACGAAGCAUGGCACAGAUUGCUAUAGCUUGGUGCCUGAGUAAGAAGGAUGUCUGUCCUAUUGUUGGUCUGAACAAGAAGGAAAGGAUGGACGAAGCCGUUGAAGCUUGCAAGAUCAAGUUGACCGAGGAGGAUAUCCAAUAUCUCGAGGAACCAUAUCAACCAAAGAAGAGGCAAGGUUAUUGAGGGUCUGGCUUUCUUCUAGACAAGAUGAAGAUCGCAACAGCAUGCACCGUCCGCAUACUGCCUACAAAGGAGACAUUGCUUCAUACUACUGGUGUGAUACUGUGAGUACAAUUCUCCUAAUACUAGCAAUUACUAUUGUGUCAUUGGUC
Exophiala xenobiotica is the source of this 1577-nucleotide messenger RNA. RefSeq names its product versiconal hemiacetal acetate reductase. The record is from RefSeq and is a predicted model, not a curated record. The coding region runs from base 406 to 1428 and encodes 340 amino acids. The transcript has 2 exons. Lineage: Eukaryota; Fungi; Ascomycota; Eurotiomycetes; Chaetothyriales; Herpotrichiellaceae.